Molecule: messenger RNA, 1089 nt
Organism: Fusarium musae
Lineage: Eukaryota; Fungi; Ascomycota; Sordariomycetes; Hypocreales; Nectriaceae
Exons: 1
Coding region: 1-1089 (362 amino acids)
Molecular function (GO): catalytic activity
Source: RefSeq, a predicted model, not a curated record
AUGACUGUCGUUCGAGUUGCCGCAUGCCAUGUUUCUCCCAUCUUCCUCUCCGCGAAGGCUACGACCGCAAAAGCAAUUGGGUUGAUCAAACAGGCUGCGCAGAACAAAGCGAAUCUAGUCGUCUUCCCGGAAACAUACAUCUCCGCGUUCCCAAUAUGGAGUUCGAUACGGGCUCCUACCGAGAACCACGAUCUUUUCAAGCAAAUGGCACAUGAGUCGAUCUUUGCAGAUGGCGAUGAAAUCUACACUAUUCGAAACACUGCAAAAGAGGCAAACAUCAUGGUCAGCGUAGGCUUUUCUGAAAAAGCUCGCUUCAGCAGUGCGACUCUAUACAACUCAAACCUUUUCAUCGGAACUACCGGAGAGGUCAUGAUUCAUCAUCGGAAAUUAAUGCCUACGUUCUUUGAGAAGCUUACUUGGGCACCUGGAGAUGGGCACGGCCUUCGCGUUGCAGACACGCCGUAUGGAAAGAUUGGAAACUUGAUAUGUGGAGAGAAUACCAACCCUUUGGCUCGGUAUAGCCUUAUGGCUCAAGGAGAGAACAUUCACAUUUCAACUUGGCCACCAAUCUGGCCAACCCGAGUUGCUUCCCAGGGUGGAGCUUCAGUGUCUUCUGAGACAGCCUCAGAUAAGCCCAACUAUGAUAAUGUUACCGCAAACAGAACUAGAGCGGCUGCUCAUUGCUUCGAAGCCAAGUGUUUCGGUGUCUUGUGCUCAGGCGUUCUGGGAGAAGACGCCAUUCAGGCAGUCUCUGGGGGUUCAGCGUACUUAACUGAGGUGCUACAGCAGUCUCAGCGUGGCGCGACACAGUUUCUUGAUCCAACUGGAGCUCCUAUGAAGGGAUUCACCAUCGACAGCCAAACUGGGGAGACUGUAGCUACCGACUUUCUGCAGCUUGAUGAAGGGAUUCUUUAUGCUGAUCUUGAUAUCGAGGAUUGUAUCGAAGGGAAACAGUAUCAUGAUGUUGUUGGAGGAUAUCAGCGCUUGGAUGUUUUCGAUCUUAAGGUGAAUCGUACUCGAAGGGAGCCAGUUACUUUCACCGAAGACGUUAGCAAGGAUUCAUCUCAAGAUUGGCAACCCGUUGACUGA